AUGAAAGUUGACGGCUUAACAUUCAUUGUUACUGGAGGCGCAAGCGGUUUAGGCAAAGAAGUGGCUCGUACCUUAGUGUCUCAAGGAGCAUUUGUAUCAAUUUUUGACAUAAAUGUUGAUUCGUCCAGAAAUAUUGCUUCGGAACUCGGGGAAGAUAGAUGCUUCGUCGCUGGGUCUGUCAAUGUCACUGUGGAGGCCGAUGUAGCCCAUGCCAUUGCUAAAACACUAGAGCACUUUUCUUCAAAAAAGCUAGGGGGUGUUAUUAUAAGCAGUGGUAUUGUCACGCCUCCAGCGACAAUAACUGGUUAUGGUCCAGAUCAAGUUUUGACAAGCUAUGCGCAGUUUGAACAUGUCAUUGGAGUCAAUUUACUGGGCGCGUACUGUGUUGCACAAAAGGUUUCCGAGAUAUUGCUGAAAAAUAAUCCAUUUAAUAAAGAUGGUGAGAGAGGUAUUAUUAUAACUGUUUCCUCUAUUUUGGGAUUGGAUGGCCUUUUUGUAGGUUACGGUACAUCGAAGGCUGGUCUUACGGGAUUGACUCUUCCUUUAGCUAAGGAACUCUCAUCCUUCGGUAUACGCGUCAUGAGUAUAGCGCCCGGAGUAUUUGAUACGCCCAUUGUGGACCGCUCGAAUAAGAAUGCGCCUAUAGCUCUAUUUCCUCGACGCCUUGGAGAGCCAACCGAGUUUGCAGACUUAGUUUUACGCGUGAUAGAUACACCGAUGUUGAAUGGUUCUGUGAUCAGACUAGAUGGUGCAUUGCAUGUUUAGAUACAGUUAUAAUCAUUUUUUUAUUCUGUUCCUUUGAAACAAAGGUUGCAAUUAUAGCAAUCACAAAAAAUUUAACUAUAACAUGUCCCUUAAAGAUAAUUUUAAGCUACCAAUGCAUCUACUGUGAAUGAAGUGGUUACGAACUGCAGUACUUUCUUAAAUACUCA
Molecule: messenger RNA, 932 nt
Organism: Mycotypha africana
Lineage: Eukaryota; Fungi; Mucoromycota; Mucoromycetes; Mucorales; Mycotyphaceae
Product: short-chain dehydrogenase/reductase-like protein SDR
Exons: 6
Coding region: 1-765 (254 amino acids)
Molecular function (GO): oxidoreductase activity
Source: RefSeq, a predicted model, not a curated record